AUGAGUGAAAAGAGUUUAAAGUCAGCAUAUAUAAUAUGGGCACUCACAGGUUUACUAGGUGGUCAUAGGUACUAUCUAGGUCGCUACCUUUCGGCUAUCGCUUUCACUCUGACUCUGGGUGCGUUUGGGAUUGGUUGGAUCAUCGAUGGUAUACGUAUGCACGCUAUGGUUGACGAGUCAGACUUUGAUAGCGAUAAAAGAAAAGAUGAUCGUUGCUGUUUCUUCUUGACGUUCAUCCUAACAUUGAUAUUCACCAUCGUUUUCCUCAUUCUCGCCAGAACACUGGCGAUGCAUGAGCUCUAUCUAACGACGCAACCGGUAGCUAUGCUAGGCACCACCGGUGAAAUCACCGGAGAGUUUCAAGGUCAUCUCAAGCCGGAUCACGGUGUAUUCAAGCAUGUUUUCUUCAAGUAUGAAUGGACGUUCUCCGAUAACACUACGAAAACCACCUCAGGUCCGCACACCUCACAUACUUUCAAAGGUGCUGGUUGGCAUAACGCAACACUCACAUGGAGAAGUCUACUGCCUGGCAACAGUAUAACAUCGAAUGUAACAGUUUCGUGGUACUCGCUUGGCAACAACACAGUUAUAAUACCAGAAAACUCUGUUCAGCCAGGAUCAAACAAUACAUUUAUGAGUCUGGUAUGGCCAGAUCAUAUCGUUCCUCCAGCCACAGGUAAUAUCAUAGCCGGUAAUGAUAUCGGUGGAUUCACACAUACAAUUAUCAAUGUCAUCACCUAUGAUAAUAGUUCUCGUUUAACCAGUCUAACAGUUGGAAAUGCUACCAUUGCCGAUGUAUUCUCCGAUGCUUUUAUAGAUGGAAUGACACAGUUUGAUGAUUCAUCAAACAGCAACAACAAUAGCAGCGAUUCCUCAUCAGAUUUAGUAAGAGUUGAAAAAGCUAGAUCUAAAAAUAAUAUUAAGAGAAGUUUAUUAAGUAAUCAAAACCUAAAGUCUGGUGGAGGUGGUAAUGCAUCUAGUUCCGCUUCGAUUUCAUUCGAUCCAACAUUAGAAUUCACACCGAAUCUUUAUCACCGUGUAGUUAUCAGUGGUCAUUCAUUCCAAGAACUGACAUUGGUCGCUGAGGGUGAACUAACAAUGGGAUUCUUGUUGAACGUUCAGACUUCAGACUCACUAACGAUCACCCCAUGGUCUUACGAGUAUAGUCCACCGACCAUACUUGGAAUCAUCUUACUUCCGGUUGUCAACAUUCCGCUUGUUGUCAAUUGGCAUGUAACAAUCGGUGUAUCGCUAUCGGUAUCACUCAAAGAGAGUUUUAGUAUGGGUGCAACCGAUAGUUUCAAUGCGAAACUGGGUGCAUCCUAUACCAAAGAAAAUGGAUUCACCUCGAUAUCGUCGUUCAACAGCAAUCCAGUUGUGCUGCCUUUCAAUCAUUCUUCGUCUUGCACAUCGUCCAUCUCCACAACGCUCGGUGCAGGCAUUACUUUUACCAUGUUUGGAAUCACACCGCAACUCGCUAUAGAUAUGACUGGUGGACUUCAACUGACACGUGGUUUCAACACCAAUCCCUAUGAAUGCAGUUGUAUCUCAGCAACAGGAGACAAACAAGUCUAUAACAGUCUUAACUUUGUCUACGGACCGUCGAUCUCAUUGAGUUUGCUCAUCUUCUCGAAAUCAUGGGAUAUUGCACAACAGACGACAAACUUGGCGGCAACAUGCGACAAAGCCAUAACUAAUUGUGGUGAUUGCUAUUGUCCGUACAUAGGUGGUUGUUGCCCUUGGACGACAUGCCCGUGGUACCAGAAAUACCAAUGUUUGUGUAUGAGUCGGUACGAUGGCAAAGGCAUUUGUGCUACCAAUGCCUAUUGUGUAGCAGCUACUUGCCGUACCAAUGCAGAUUGUGCAGCGGGUUACUCUUGUACUAUCUCUCAGAAUUGUAAUCCAAAGAAUCAGUGCUCUCAAAAUUGUGGUCCACAAUCAUCAUCAAUGAGCAUCAGCGACAGUAUUUAUAACAAUCCAUACGAUGAUACUCCAAAUAGUGGUAUCUUAAUGUUUGAUCAUUUUUUGGAAAUAGAUUAA
Molecule: messenger RNA, 2040 nt
Organism: Heterostelium album PN500
Lineage: Eukaryota; Evosea; Eumycetozoa; Acytosteliales; Acytosteliaceae
Exons: 2
Coding region: 1-2040 (679 amino acids)
Biological process (GO): endocytosis
Cellular component (GO): early endosome; plasma membrane
Source: RefSeq, a predicted model, not a curated record